Messenger RNA from Sporothrix schenckii 1099-18, 480 nucleotides. RefSeq lists its product as uncharacterized. Gene Ontology annotation, molecular function: oxidoreductase activity. The transcript has 2 exons. Bases 1 to 480 code for a protein of 159 amino acids. Lineage: Eukaryota; Fungi; Ascomycota; Sordariomycetes; Ophiostomatales; Ophiostomataceae. The record is from RefSeq and is a predicted model, not a curated record.
AUGGGAUUGCCACAAAAUAAUAGCUCGGAAGAGCAGUACGACCGCACGCUGGCGAUCAACCUGACGGCACCCUUCUUCGUCACCAAGUAUGCCUUGCCGCACCUGCAAAAGGGCAGCGGCGGCCACGGCGGCACUGUCAUCAACACGGUGUCGGUGGACGCCUACGUGGGCCCGCCGACGCACCUCGACUACGCGGUCUCCAAGGGCGGCUUGGUGACAUUUACGCGCACACUGGCCAACCAGCAGGCCAAGAACGGCAUCCGUGUCAACGGCGUGGCGCCCGGCCCGAUCUGGACGCCGCUGAUCGUGUCGUCUCUCAACAAAGAGUCGCAGAAGAGCAUUCCGGACAGUACGCUCCUCAAGAGAUGGGGCCAGCCAGUGGAGGUAGCGACAAACUUUGUGUUUCUGGCGUCGCAGGACAGCAGCUACAUGACGGGACAGAUUCUACACCCAAACGGAGGGAUGGCGACCGUUUCGUGA